Vicugna pacos (alpaca) is the source of this 1086-nucleotide messenger RNA. NCBI's taxonomy places the organism in Eukaryota, Metazoa, Chordata, Mammalia, Artiodactyla, Camelidae. The record is from RefSeq and is a predicted model, not a curated record.
GGGCACAGAGCCUGGGCCGAGGAGAGGGGCCUUAGUCUCCCCAGGUCCCAGGCACGGGCCUGGGGUGCCCUUGGAACCUGCGAAACCCACCUGGAGAGGCUGCAGAGCAACUGCAGACCCUCAGACCCUGUGGGCGUGGAGGUGGUGGCUGCUGUGUGCACAGGCUCUGUGUGUCCUCCUGAGCCUGGGGCACGACUCAGGGUGUCUUCAAGCCCGCUGGCUGCUGCGUGCACCGCGGCGUCCCCUCCAUGAGGUGUCCCCUCCGUGAGUCCGCAGUCAGCUGCGAGACGAGGCCAGCCUCACUCCCGGAGCCUGAGGAAGGUGCUGCCCCCUGACGCCAUGCCUGAGGUCGAGAGAAAACCCAAGAUCACCGCCUCCCGCAAACUCCUGCUGAAGAGCCUGAUGCUGGCCAAGGCCAAGGAGUGCUGGGAGCAGGAGCACGAGGAGCGGGAGGCCGAGAAGGCUCGCUACCUGGCCGAGCGCAUCCCUACACUGCAGACCCGCGGCCUGUCGCUCAGCGCCCUGCAGGACCUGUGUCGGGAACUGCACGCCAAGGUGGAGGUGGUGGACGAGGAGAGAUAUGACAUUGAGGCCAAAUGUCUGCACAACACCAGGGAGAUCAAGGACCUGAAGCUCAAAGUGCUGGACCUGCGCGGGAAGUUCAAGCGUCCGCCGCUGCGGCGGGUCCGCGUCUCGGCCGACGCCAUGCUGCGCGCCCUGCUGGGCUCCAAGCACAAAGUGUCCAUGGACCUGCGCGCCAACCUCAAGUCUGUGAAGAAAGAGGACACGGAGAAGGAGCGGCCUGUGGAGGUGGGCGACUGGAGGAAGAACGUGGAGGCCAUGUCCGGGAUGGAAGGCCGGAAGAAGAUGUUCGAUGCGGCCAAGUCCCCAACCACCCAGUAGAGAUGGCUUCUGCCUCUCUGUCUCUACAGGCAGCUGGUCAAGCUGUGCCCUGGGCUCCCUUCUCACUUCUCCCUCCGGCUUGGCUCACCUACCCAGCCUGCGUCCUGCCUGCACUUCGGAGCAUCCCACCCUGUUCCCUCUCCUCCCCUCCAGCCUGAGUGCCCUCCCGCGGGACUGGGGCUA